Messenger RNA from Mugil cephalus (flathead mullet), 1109 nucleotides. RefSeq names its product actin related protein 2/3 complex, subunit 4 (gene arpc4). NCBI's taxonomy places the organism in Eukaryota, Metazoa, Chordata, Actinopteri, Mugiliformes, Mugilidae. The transcript is spliced from 6 exons. Gene Ontology annotation, biological process: actin filament polymerization; Arp2/3 complex-mediated actin nucleation. Gene Ontology annotation, cellular component: Arp2/3 protein complex; actin cytoskeleton. Bases 66 to 572 code for a protein of 168 amino acids. Gene Ontology annotation, molecular function: actin filament binding. The record is from RefSeq and is a predicted model, not a curated record.
ACACGGAAGUAGCUCUCGCGAGUAUAGCUACUUCCGCCUUUAGCCGCCUCUCCGGAUACUGAGAAAUGACGGCAACUUUGCGCCCUUAUCUCAAUGCAGUGCGUGCCACACUGCAGGCCGCCCUCUGCCUGGAGAAUUUCUCCUCACAAGUGGUGGAGAGACACAACAAGCCAGAGGUAGAGGUCAGGAGUAGUAAAGAGUUGCUCCUCCAACCUGUAAUCAUCAGUCGCAAUGACAAGGAGAAGGUUCUGAUUGAGGGCUCCAUCAACUCCGUCAGAGUCAGCAUCGCCGUCAAGCAGGCCGAUGAGAUCGAGAAGAUUCUGUGCCACAAGUUCAUGCGUUUCAUGAUGAUGAGAGCAGAGAACUUCUUCAUCCUGAGGAGGAAACCAGUUGAGGGGUAUGACAUCAGCUUUCUCAUCACCAACUUCCACACAGAGCAGAUGUACAAGCAUAAACUAGUGGACUUUGUCAUUCAUUUUAUGGAGGAAAUUGACAAAGAGAUCAGUGAAAUGAAGCUGUCGGUCAACGCCAGGGCUCGUAUAGUCGCCGAGGAGUUCCUCAAAAAUUUCUGAGAGAGAGAUACACAAAGAAAUCUUAGGAAAACAUUCCUUUUGCAAUCUUGGCCGCUGCUGUGGAGCGUUCACCUCACAGGACGGAGAGGAGGCAAAAUGUGAUCGGCCCAGAGAAGCUGGUGAAACAUAAGAUGUACAGUAAAGAUGUACAGGCCAAUGGGGUUUUAACCCUUUAACCUUUAAAUUCCCCUGUGCUCAAAAAUAUUGAUGUUUGUACAUAAUUGAUAUCCACACCAGACAUGAAUCUCUGCCUCUGGAAUAUUAGAAAUCAGGGCAGGUCCUUAAAAAAAGAUAUUUAUCAAUGUUAGUGAGCACAGGAUAAUAGAUUUCUUUUUCCACAUAAUUUAAAUGUUUUUUUAAAUACAUAAAUAUAUAUAUAAAUAUUAUAUGCACAUGAAUUUAAUUUUUGUUACACCAGUUAAUAAACCAUGAAGGCAAUUAAUUAGCGCGAGAACACAGAAGACCCUAUUGUAAAUGAGACACAGGAUCAUACAUAUACUUACUGGCAGUGAUAAGGAAUAAAAACAUUAUACUUUG